Molecule: messenger RNA, 303 nt
Organism: Alternaria atra
Lineage: Eukaryota; Fungi; Ascomycota; Dothideomycetes; Pleosporales; Pleosporaceae
Exons: 1
Coding region: 1-303 (100 amino acids)
Source: RefSeq, a predicted model, not a curated record
AUGAAUGUAUUCUUAAAGAAGCCCACAGGCUGGAAGAGUGACGGUUCUUACCUCCGCAGAAGCGCAAACGGACAAAUCAAGGUGAUCCGCCCGGAAGCCGACUCGACGAAGAAAAGCACUACUUCCCAGGGUACCAAGAGCGAUGCUGACCAUAGCAGCAAGGAAGCCAAGGAAAAACGCAAUAAAGAUCUAAUGACGACGAAGGCCGGGCUGAAGUAUCUCAGCUUUAAAACGGGAGGAAGUUUGACGGCCAAGAGCAAGGUUUUCGAUGGUGUGGGAAGGAUUGUUGACGGACGGCGCUGA